CUAUAGCACUCGUCUCUCUCUCUCUAGUUUACAUACUCUUCGUGCUCUCCGCCCGCCUCUCUCUCUAAACACGCACAAAAACACACACAUAUAUAGAGAGGGUGAGGUAUCUCUGUUUCGAUCCUUCAAUGGCUGCUGUUUAUGGAUCAUCAAUGUCCAUGACCACUAUCUCAUGCUCUAUUAAACAAAAUCGGGCACCCACCCGAGUCUCUAAUUUCAAUUCGGCUUCGCUUUGUGUUAAUGGAAAAUUCUUCCCAUCACUUCGGUUGCGAGCUGCACCAUCUCGCUUUCGCAUCUCCUGCGCGGCAAAACCAGAGACAGUGGACAAAGUGUGUGAAAUAGUGAGGAAACAGCUCGCACUGCCAGCUGAUUCUACAGUCACAGGGGAAUCAAAGUUUGCUGCACUCGGAGCUGAUUCUCUUGACACGGUCGAGAUUGUGAUGGGACUGGAGGAGGAAUUUGGAAUUAGUGUGGAAGAAGAAAGCGCCCAAGGUAUUGCCACUGUCCAGGAUGCAGCAGAUCUGAUCGAGAAGCUCGUAGAGAAGGGUGCUUAAAAUGCACGACGUGGAUAAUUCAGGGUCGAAAGUUUCAUUAGAGAAGUUCUUUUCAGUUGCAUGUUUUUCAUUUCAUGGAGCUUUCUAGUGUACCUUUUAUGAAAUUACAGUGUUUCCCAAUUAUGUUUUUUUCUGUCCCCUUUAAGUUUCCUUAAAAUGAACUCAUUCUCGCGUUGUGCUGUUUUGUUUAUGGUCAGGCUUAUUCAAUUGAAUCUAUCGAAAGACAUAUUCGAUCUUUUUUCAA
Cornus florida is the source of this 798-nucleotide messenger RNA. Its product is annotated as acyl carrier protein 1, chloroplastic-like. Gene Ontology annotation, biological process: fatty acid biosynthetic process. The record is from RefSeq and is a predicted model, not a curated record. Lineage: Eukaryota; Viridiplantae; Streptophyta; Magnoliopsida; Cornales; Cornaceae. The transcript is spliced from 4 exons. Bases 129 to 554 code for a protein of 141 amino acids. Gene Ontology annotation, molecular function: acyl carrier activity; phosphopantetheine binding.